This is a messenger RNA of Humulus lupulus (European hop), 732 nucleotides long. Its product is annotated as 17.3 kDa class I heat shock protein-like. The transcript has a single exon. Bases 139 to 588 code for a protein of 149 amino acids. Gene Ontology annotation, biological process: response to salt stress; response to heat; response to hydrogen peroxide. The record is from RefSeq and is a predicted model, not a curated record. Lineage: Eukaryota; Viridiplantae; Streptophyta; Magnoliopsida; Rosales; Cannabaceae.
CGAAAUUAUUCUGAAAGUACUAAACUACCCCUCACCCAUACUAUAUAAAUAGCGUCUGAACAUUUUGAAUCAUAUCAAGUCAGCUUAAAAAACAGAGUAAUCCAAUCCAAAAAAAAAAAAAGAUCAAAGCUUCCAAAAAUGGCGAUGAUUCCGAGCUUGUUCGGUGGACGACGGAGCAGCAUCUUUGAUCCAUUCUCUCUGGAAGUUUGGGAUCCAUUCAAGGACCUCACCUCGACGGAGACUUCCGCUUUGGCCAAUGCUCGCAUUGACUGGAAAGAAACGCCGGAGGCUCACGUGUUCAAGGCCGACGUCCCUGGGCUGAAGAAGGAGGAGAUGAAGGUGGAGGUCGAGGAGGGUCGAGUGCUUCAGAUCAGCGGAGAGAGGAAUGUGGAGAAGGAGGACAAGAACGAGACGUGGCACAGAGUUGAGCGGAGCAGCGGGAAGUUCGUGAGGAGGUUCCGGCUACCGGAGAACGCGAAGGCGGAUCAGGUGAGGGCUUCGAUGGAAAAUGGAGUGCUUACUGUGACUGUUCCUAAGGAGGAGAAGGCCAAGAAGACUGAUGCGAAGUCGAUUGAGAUCUCUGGUUGAGUAAUAGUGUGGAUUUUGAUGGAGGAGUGAAUUUGCAUGGUAUGUGUUUGAUGUUUUGUUUCUGAAAAAAAAAUGGUUGAAAAUAAGUGUACAUGAACAAGAAGAUUUGAUAUGAUAUGAAGAAGAGUGAUUAGUUUUCUUUUA